CUGCUUAGCAGGAGCCAUUGCCUGUGUCGUUGCUCUCGCUGCGCCUCGGGUAGGCUUUUGAAGCUUUGUAGAUUUAAUAUUCGCUGCAACAUGCCGCGUCGGCGCAGAAUUGGAGGCCUCAGUGUGGCUUUGUGCCUCGCAGCGACUGGAUGCUUCGCUUGUCAGCUGGCCUUUAGCAGGCCUUGGAUGGCCAGAAAGAGCCAGGUAGCCCGACCAGCGCAGCGAACACCCGGAAACCAACCAACAAAGGAGCCAGAAUUUCCGGAGUUCGCGCCCUCUGGGGAGUAUGCGAUGGAAACACCACUCUUCAAGCUGGAGAAGUACAAGAAGGAAGAGAGCAUGGGCCUUGCAACUGUGGCCGGUGUCUUUGUGGUACUGUCGAUCAUCAUUGGCUUCGUCGCUACCUCUUACAGGCCUCAGGUCAAUCUGCUGGAGGAGCAACCCAAACAGGAAGAGCCCAAACCCAGCGCAGGCUUGAACAGGGAAGGAAAGCCAAUUCGAAAGAUCAUGCUUGGAGGGGGGGAACCUACCCCUUACUAA
Messenger RNA from Symbiodinium pilosum, 540 nucleotides. The record is from the annotation of a GenBank genome assembly. NCBI's taxonomy places the organism in Eukaryota, Dinophyceae, Suessiales, Symbiodiniaceae.